Rosa chinensis is the source of this 2822-nucleotide messenger RNA. Its product is annotated as geranyl diphosphate phosphohydrolase-like. Lineage: Eukaryota; Viridiplantae; Streptophyta; Magnoliopsida; Rosales; Rosaceae. The record is from RefSeq and is a predicted model, not a curated record. Gene Ontology annotation, molecular function: 8-oxo-7,8-dihydrodeoxyguanosine triphosphate pyrophosphatase activity. The coding region runs from base 2312 to 2761 and encodes 149 amino acids. The transcript has 10 exons. Gene Ontology annotation, biological process: dGTP catabolic process. Gene Ontology annotation, cellular component: cytosol.
GGUUAAGUUCGGAAUUAAAGAUCCUUGUUGGGCUUUAGUAUGGUCUGGUACAAGUUGAGUUUUCGAUUUCAAGGUUUUGAGUUAGCCACGUUAUUGAACAUAGUGAGGGAGCUUAAUUAGAACAAUAGCCCACUUAGAGUGCAUGAGCUACCCGUGUAUAAUUCUCAGAGAAACACGUUAGUAUUGAGGAAGUUUAUUCAGCUACCUGAGUGCAUGUUGUAGAUGAAGUGUAUAGCUGGUAAGGAGACACACGUCUAGGCUUCUGAACACCCAGUCACCCACCGACCCACCGACUCCCUCCUACCUAUUUCACCUUCCUCUCUUCUAGACUUCUAGUCUGUCCCAAAAACCACGCAGUGAAAGAAAACUCCAAAUUCCAGAACCAAAGUUUCCUUCACCGAAUCAAUUACCCUCUCCUUUAUUUCAUUAAAACCUUCACCAGUCUCAUUCUUCUUCCUGUGUAAUUUUCAUCACCCACCAUAGAAACCAGCCAUGAUGGUUAUUACCUGAAGGGAAAUAUGGGUGUCUGACCCAUCAUUUGAGAUUGAUCGUCUUAGGCUUGGAUUCUGGAUCGAUUAAGGUGGGACGGAGGAAGAGAGGAUUGGAGAAGUGGAUUCUAGCGUUCAUUGCUGCAAUUGGAAGUUAGAGGCGUUGGGUGUGGGCAUCAGCGAACCUAAUCAUUAAAUUGGUCAAGAAAGGGCUCCAGUUACCCGGGGAACAGAAGGUUCGUGACUCUCGGAGUACGGGAGAGAAAGCGUCAGAAUCCAGUGUGGAUGCAGGUACUGUGCACUGGUGAUGGGACAGUAGCGGAGGGAGCUGGGUGUGCAUAACAAGUUCGGUAAACCCUUGUCUGGAGUUGUGCUAAACCUCAUUUCUCAAACUUCGUGCUUCGGAGCUUGUUGUAUCUAGCCUCGGGUUAAAUUCAGUUAAAUUCUCUUUCAUUGAAAUCCGUACCCCGUGUGCGUCUUUAUCCAAGUUCUGAACAAACAAAGUAGUUCCUAGCAACCCAAGUUUUCACCUCAAAAUUAUUAGUAGCUUCCGCUGUGUUUUACGAAAAGUUUUCAAACAAAAAGCCUAGCGGUUCUCUAGAAUGUAAAUCGAGCGUUCGGUUUAUAUUUUAGAGGCUCGCGGCACUGUGACGUGCUUAAGCUGGUGAGGUGCAGCUUGGGGCGUUACACAUAUCAGUUGCAAUUGUGUAUGUAUUUCACACGGAUUUCCGUGGGAAUUCUAUUUAUAUUGAUCAAAUUUGAAAGGUAAAUCUCUCCCUCUCAUUUUUUUUGGAGAAAAAUAUCUCCCUCGAUCUCUCAUAUCAAAGGGUAAACCCCGCUAUCUCUCUCUCGACUUGCCCAGCACCGCGGCGAUGACGCAGUACGACCGCGGCGAUGACGCAGUACGACGUCACACCGCCAUCACCGAUUACCGCAAGAGGUUACUUCAGCACAAGGAGCUCAAAUCCGGAGUCCGCGGAAGUCAGAUUCGCACGCCAAAUCCUCCUUAUUCAUGUUCGAUUCUUCAUCUGCAACCGGAGAGCGUCUGUCUCGCCAUCGGCAAACCAGCUCACAAGCAAUUUGAAAGUCUAGAGUUCUAAUAGGAAAAAAAAAAAAGAUCCAAGCUGAAAACACAUUCAUCUCUUUCGACUCAGCGGAGGCGGCGACCGGUUAAUUAUGCUUCGGCUCGUGACAACAAAACUCUUUUUGACAUCGUGAGUCUGAAGGAGCCACUCCUAAGGGUGUCUUAAACGUCAUGAAGGUUGAAGGCUUGACAAUCUAUCAUGUAAAAAGCCAUUUACAGGUAUAUCAAUAGUUCCAUACUUGACUAGUUUUCUUUUGGCUCUAACAAGAUAGUGGUAGUAUAUAUUUUUGCUGGGCUUUUUUUUCUUUUGCAUGUAGCAAUUUUCAGAAAUAUAGAACAGCCACAUACAAACCAGAGUCAUGAUGAGAAGAAAUCCAAAACCUCCUUUGAUGGAAUUGAAGUCGUAGAUAUAGAUAUGACUUCUCUACCCUGAAAUAGGGCAUGAAGGGUAGGCUAGGCUAGCAGUCCUCUUCCAGCUGUCAAAAAAAUAUGGAGGCAACACUUAAUAAGAUCCAAUUUCUGGACUAAGCUAGGUACGUGCUCAAUCACAAAUUCACAAUGCCCUAAUAAGCGUUAAUGCAUUGAAAGCCUGCACUUUCUCAUAUGAAGGAAAAAACAGCAAUCAAUAAAAGUGAUCAAGCUAUCUAGCUCUACUACCUACAAGGUCACUGCGGGUUGAGGGUAUUCAGACAAAUUUAGUGCAUAACUCAAGCAAGACGGUUGUUGGAAGAUAUAAAACAUGGUCAACGAGACGAUGGUUGAAGCUGCGACGCCGGGCAAGGUGCCCAAAGUGGUAGUUGUGGUGUGCUUGUUGAGAGGGAACAAGGUGUUGUUGGGACGGCGCCGCUCAUCUCUUGGUGAUUCCAUGUCCCUUCCUGGGGGACACCUCGAGUUUGGUGAGAGCUUUGAUGAGUGUGCAACAAGAGAAGUGAAGGAAGAAACUGGUUUAGACAUUGACAAGUUACAGUGUCUGACAGUCACAAACAACCUGUUCUUAGACAAAGCCAAACCAUACCAUUAUGUGGUGAUUUCUAUCCGAGCAGUCUUGGCAGAUCAUCAACAGCCUCAGAAUAUUGAGCCAGACUUCUGUGAUGGUUGCGGUUGGUAUGAGUGGAACAUCCUCCCCAAGCCACUCUUUUCGCCCUUGGAAAAAGCAAUUCAGGCUGGAUUUAAUCCUUUCCUUUUUUAAUCUUCAACUAUAUGUACUUAUAUAUUACCACCAUGAUCAGCCUGUUAUUGUUUUUUUUUUU